Molecule: messenger RNA, 2985 nt
Organism: Didymodactylos carnosus
Lineage: Eukaryota; Metazoa; Rotifera; Eurotatoria; Philodinida; Philodinidae
Source: the annotation of a GenBank genome assembly
AUGUCUGGAAUCAACGUAACGGACUUUGUUUGUCCGUCAUGCACGAAUUGGUCAACACCUUAUCUGAAAAAAUUUGUUAAUCAUUUAAAAAAUACUCAUUGCACCAAUAAAAAUAUUACUAUUAUGUGUAAUCUAUGCAAUUCUGUAUCUUCGAACGCAAGAGCGUUUUCGCAACAUGUUAGUAAAUAUCAUAGAACGCAGGAUAAAGCCGUAAAAGAAGAUGAUGAACUUCAGAUAUUAGAAGAAAGCAUCGGACAAGCGCAACCUGUGGUAAUUAAUACAAAUAUGAACGGUGAUGACUAUAUGGUCACUGAAGAAGAAACAUCUGAGGAACAACUACCAACAACAUUAACUGAAAUGAACUCAUUUAUUAAACGAAUUUUACAUUUUCUACUGACACUUCAAUCUUGUUUUUAUAUAUCUGAGGCUGCUGUUAGAUAUGUGGCAACAAAUUUAGCUGAUCUACUAGAAUGGUUGUUAGUUCACCCAGAUCGAUCCCAAGCUGCUGAACAACAUUUUGGUUAUGGUCGUCUAAAAAGCGAUACAGCUGAGGUCUUAUUGAGCAACGACGAAUAUCACACUGUGAAAUGGAGUUAUAUUCCAUUUCUGGAUAACUUGAGACAUUUCUUACAACUGUCUGAGGUUCAGGUCGAUUUAAGUGCUGAUGAUUUUCUUGAUGGUAUUAAACAAUUAUCGGCUGCUGGUAUACGCGUAAAUGUCAAUGGCGUGGAAAAAAUUUAUCAUGGAGCAUUGUUUAUAACUUUGGGUGAUUAUCCGGCGCAGCAAGCCAUCCAUGGACGUAAAGAGUCCGUGGCAGCAAAAAGAUUUUGCCCAUGUUGUGAUAUUACCUCGGAUAAUUUUGCCGUCUUCAUCGAUCAGGAUUACAAUGCCGAUGGUACAUUGUCAACGAACAUCUUCAAGCAUAAUAUAAUGCUGCAGUACGUAACAACAAUUCCUGAUGGAUUGAUCCUGGAUAUUGAACAACUGCUACUACCGUCACCACCCACAAGUAUAGCACAAAUUGCCAAAAUCGACUCAAUAAGUUAUACUGUGGGGGCGAUAUUAUGUGUAUCCAGCGUCUAUUUAUCAUUUAAACCGCAAUUUGUUCAAAUAAAAAAUAUUUUACUUAUUGGUCAUCAACCGAUUUUUAUGGUACAAUAUGUUAAAGUUAUUAAAUAUGAUCCACAUGUGAAAGCAUUUGAAGUUAAAAUGAAACAGGAACUCGGAACUGUAUCUAAACAAGAUCUAAAAUCAUGUUUAAAAACACGUGCAGCCAGUGUCCGGAUACGGAUCAUUGUAUUAGUUACAUUAAUGACGAUAGCAGUAACAAUCAGUGUCUAUUUAUCUUCCACGUCAGCAACAAUGUUUAAUACCUCUCCUCUUCCUUUUAUAAAAUCAUCUCCGUCAACACCACAAACUCUCUUCAAUCCAACUGUAGCACCAUCGACGGAACCAGUCAGUCCAUCAUAUCCGUCCAGGUUAUUAGAAAGUGAUCAACAUUCAUCUUCUAUUGCUUGCCCACUAUCGACAGUGGCCAGCGAUAAAACACCGUUAAGACCACGCAAAAAUAGAAUUAAAGCAAAAAUCCAGGAAUCUAAUGUUCAUGUACCCUCGACAUGUCAAUUACCAGUCUAUACGGAGACUGUUGAACAAGCUUUGUUAGGAGGUAUACAGAUGAAACGUAAACAAGGAUUACUGACAAAACGAAAGAAAAAACAAAGAAAAGCAAGUGUGGUUAUUGAUAUCAAAGAAUUAAAGAAAAUUGAGAGUUACGAAACAGAUACUGACGAGAAGAAAGAAAUGGACGAAGAAAACAACAUUAUUCCAUUACAUUAUGGUAAUGAGGUUACUGUCGUUACAACGAGAGAAUCACCAACAUCGUCAAAAGUUUUAGCUGUAGAUACCGAUGAACAUGUCGAAUUAUUUAAAACAGAUAUGGAAGAAUCACCGAUGAGCGAUGAAAAACAGUAUGAAGUCUCUGUAUCAGCAACCUCGUUAUUGUUAACAACAGAAGAAAGACAAAGAGAUUAUAAUUCAAUUCAGGAAGAUUCAAAAGAACAGUUUUAUAAAAAUAUCACAGACAAAGUUAAAAGCAUGGCUGCUCGUGCGGCCGUUUUGACGGACGACGAUACUGCUAUUGUUGGUGAUAAUGACAGUUCUUCAUGUCAUUCAAUUGGUGGAAGUCAAAUACCUGUUCAGCAGCCAAAAGUACAACAAUCACAGUCAGCGCUAUUUAUUUGUAAACAAAACAAUAAAGUCUUUCGGCUUCCUAUAAUGCUUUCAUAUUCACGUGCGUUACAAUCGCAGCAAACACAACUGACUCCAGCAUCGUCAUUUACGCCACGUUGCUCCAUUGCAUCAAAAAGUAUACAUUCACAACCAUCGUUAAACACCUGUACAACACCAAAAGACAACUCAUCAGCUGCGUCGUCAAAUGAUUCAACCAUUGAUCAAACAUAUAGUUCACUUAAAAGCGAACUAUGUACAAGAGUAUCACGAAUUAGUAAGAAGAAGAAAGCAAAUGUUGAACCAAGUGUGAUGAUGCAUAUCAAACAAUUACAAGAAACUACAUUUUUGAUGAGAAGAAAACAAAUGUCCAAGCAUUUACUUUUACCAAUCAAUGACAAAGCACAACUUUAUCCAGAGUUAUUGAAUGAACAAAUGCUUUUAAGCGAAUGGAAUUUAUUAUUAAGAACAAACAAAACAAAAGAAAAGAAACCGAAAAUUUCAACAAUAAUUGAUAAACAAUUCAAUCCAAAUACUUUAAGAUUUGGUGUGUUUUGGUCGGGAGCAAUAUGGGAUAAAGGAACCAUUAAUUUAUCAUCAACAGUCAAAUUCAACAUCAUGUCAACGGCCAGUGGCCUUCAGGGGCCGUUAUUUUUAUUUUUAAUCACAUUUCCAGUUUAUGAUAUUGACUUUCCUGCCGAUAUAAAACUAGCUGUUGAUCAAUUAAUUGAACAAGUACUAGAUAUAAGUCAAUAUUAA